Molecule: messenger RNA, 7854 nt
Organism: Nelumbo nucifera (sacred lotus)
Lineage: Eukaryota; Viridiplantae; Streptophyta; Magnoliopsida; Proteales; Nelumbonaceae
Product: methyl-CpG-binding domain-containing protein 9
Cellular component (GO): nucleus
Molecular function (GO): protein binding
Source: RefSeq, a predicted model, not a curated record
UUAUUUUUUGCCCUCAAAAGCAGGGUCUCGUUCUAUCCAUCCAUAAUACUAUGAUAGUCUUAUAGACCUUUCGUACACAACACACGCAACACAUACACACAUUAACAAGAGAGAGAGAGAAGAAGGGUAGAAGAAAGGAGAAGAGGCGGGGUGGGGGUGUGUUUGGUUCGAUUGGUCUUGGUGGUGGGGGUCUGUUCAGUUUGGGCACUUUGCUCGUUUCCCUCUUUUUUUGUUUGUUGCCUCCACCUCUAAUCUCUCUCUCUCUCUCUCUCUCGUUUUUUUGGCUGCUCCAGUCGGUCGGUCGAGUCUCGAGCCCAAACGGAAACUUAAUUUGUCCUCCUCUUAAUCGCAGCCUUCGAAUCCUGUAAUCUCCUCCACAUUUGUCACGGCUACUUGGGAAAAAUCGAAAAUUUCAAAAAUAAAAUGCCACGAAGGACGCAGAGGGCACCGUCGAAAGCGAAAUCAAGGUUCCUUUUUCUUUAAUGGAGUUCAAGGAUUCGAGCACCAGCACCAACGAUGUGAAGCCAGAGAUCCGUCCGGUGCUCUUCGGCAUCGAUCUCAACGAGAUCCCAUCGUCGUCCUCGCUCGAUUCCCCAUCCUCCUCCUCCCAGGACCCGUACGCCGUCGUUCGGGCUUUUAUCGAUGUCCCCCCGCCACCAGCUGGAAUUCUUGCCGAGUUGCCCGGUGAUGUCCGUGGGUCGGCGUGUAGUGCAUGUGGCCGCCCGGAGGUCAGGAACAGCGUUUUCGUCUGUGACGGCUGCGAGCGCGGGUUCCACCUCAGCUGCGCUGGUAUGAGGGGUCGCCAGGCUAUCAUGCUUGAAGACUGGCUUUGUUCUGAUUGUCAGAAGAAUGGAGUGGGGAGUAAGCGGUGGCCUUUGGGAGCCGUUCGUACGGGCCCGAACCGAAGUGGUGUUAGGCUUCUUGACAUCAAUGCUUCGCCGCCGAGCGAUGGGGAUGGCGAGGGAAGCGAGGAGUUGCGGCAGAAUUCUAGAAUGCCUACGAUGUGUGAAAAUUCUCUUACUGGGAUUGCAUUUGGCGCCUCAGCGACAUGUUCUAGCUCAUUGUGUGUGGGGAAUGGAUUUGAUUUACUCAAGGAACCUGGUAUGAUGAUUGAAACAGUCAACUUAGAUUCCAAAGAAGCAAUGCACCAAAGGCUAACUACUACUAAAAGUUUUGAGGAGACAGAUUCGAGCUCCACACUUAAAGGAAGGCUUCGGAGUAACAAUAAUACAACCCUUAGAUUACCACCUCAGAAUACAAAUGAGAUGUUUCUGCAGGCUCUGAGAGAAUUUAUUUUUGAAAAGCAUGGUGUACUUGGAGAAGGCUGGCAUGUUGAACUUAAACAACAUGUAGGUAGGUGUGAUGCCUUUGCAAUUUAUUGUGCUCCAGAUGGCAAGAGAUUUGAGUCAAUGUUGGAUGUUGCCUGUCAUCUUGGGUUGGUGUUGAAAAGCAACUCUGUAGAUGCUGAGGAUAGAGGUGAUGGGUUUACUUCAGUUCAGAAAGGCUUACAUCCACGUAGAAGAAGAAAAGAAUCUGCAAGACUUUCAAGAACGAAUAGUUCUGCAGAAAAUCAAGAUUCUUUGAGAAAUGGCUGUAGUAGGGAUCCCUCAUUUGACAUGGAUAUUGUGGAAACUAUGGCAUACAACUUAGGGAGUAAUGGAAGAAUUACAGAAAAUGGAGCAGGGGGAGAUUGUGGCAGUAUACUUCAGCAACCUAAACCUGAGGAUGGACUUCCGGUUCAGUAUGAAGAUUUCUUUGUUCUCUCAUUGGGUAACAUUGAUGCCCGACCAUCAUAUCAUGACACUAGCAAGAUAUGGACUGUAGGUUAUAAAUCCUCUUGGCAUGACAGGAUUACUGGGUCUCUUUUCACAUGUGAUGUAUUGGAUGGUGGUACCUUUGGACCUAUUUUCAAGGUCAAAAGAUGUCCAUGCUCUGCAUCAGAAAUCCCCACUGGGUCAACAAUCAUCUUGAACACAAGUCUUGGUCGACUUGAUGCUACAGAAAAUAUAGAAACUAAUGCUUCUCCAACUUUUGGCAUGGACUAUGAUGAUGAUUAUGAUAUCCAAUUGAUUCUCGCUGAACUGUGUCUUCCACCUACAGAACAUAACUCUUUGUCAUGCUUUGAAAGUAGUUCAAGUGAAGCUUGUGAUUUUCAAACAAUGAAUAGUUUGCCAUCUCAAUCCAGUUGCCUACUAGAGAGAACUGACAAAUUUGUCACAGAGAAUUCAGGAGUGAGGGAUCAAAUUGGUGAGUUUGUAGUAGAAGGGAGAUCAUCUUCUUCAGUGUGGGGGAUGGUUUCUCAGACUCUUGUUGAUGCUUGCCACAAAGUCUACAAUAAAAAAGGCAGACUUAAUUUUUUAUGUAAUCAUGAUUUAGAUGUGGGUUGUUCAUCAUAUUCUAAUGUUAAAGAUCCAAAAAGUAAAGAUGAUUUUGGUUCAUUAGCCAAAUUUUGCAGUUUGAUGGGGCCUGUUGACAUCCCAUGUGUAAUUCAGAGUGAGACUGACCUUGAGAACUCGUGUAAAGCACUGUCAAGAUGGUUGGACCAGGAUAGAUUUGGACUAGAUAUGGAAUUUGUGCAGGAAAUCAUAGAACGGCUUCCUGGAGUUGAUGAAUGCUCACGGUAUGAAUUUCUGGAUAAGAGAAAUUACUCAUCAAAAGCAUAUACGGUUGGAAGUGGUCUUCUCCUGGCUAAAAGGAAGAGUCAAGUAGGAGAUUUGGAAGGAGAGGGCUUAGAUGGUUUAUUCAGACAGUAUAAAAGACCCAGGAGGGAGGGUGUGGUUGAUCAUGAAAUAGAUCAUCACCAUCCUCCUGGCAAACCUCUGAGCUCUAGGCUUCCUGCAGAGUUGAUUGGUGAUGUUCUUCAGGUAUUUGAGUUGCUAAGUCGGUUCUAUGAUAUUCUGGGUCUGAAGGAACCAUUGUCAUUUGAUGAAUUUGAGGAGGAGCUUGUAAAUCCGUGGUUUGACAGCUCAAAUUUCCUUGAUAAGUUUGAAAAAGAAAUUCAGGAAACCAGAGAUCCAAACAUACAUACAGGUGGCAAUACCUUGUUCCCAAGUACUGAACCUGAGGGUACUGUACCUGGGGAAAAUCCACAUGCAUUCAUUAAAGUGGAAACUGAAUCAAUGAAGGAAGCAGCCCAAGCUAGGCUUGCAUCUCAAACUUACAAUAGAUGCACUGGUGUUGCUUUGACAAAGGCUCAUAGCACUCUGCUAAAAGUGCUAAUUGGUGAGCUUCAGUCCAGAGUUGCAGCAAUUGUUGAUCCAAAUUUUGAUGCUGGAGAAUCAAAAUCUAGAAGGGGGAGAAAGAAAGAUGCUGACAAUUCAAUUCUGGUGAAAAAAACAAAGCUUGAUAUGCUCCCAGUUAACGAAUUGACUUGGCCAGAAUUAGCUAGGAGAUAUAUUUUAUCCGUCUCUUCCAUGGAUGCCAACCUUGAUUCUGCAGAGAUUACCAACCGUGAGGGGGGGAAAAUUUUUCGGUGCUUGCAUGGUGAUGGUGGAAUGCUUUGUGGCUCACUUACUGGAGUGGCUGGAAUGGAAGCAGAUGCUUUGCUGCUUGCAGAGGCUACAAAACAAAUAUGUGGUUCUGUGAUGGGAGAUAAUGAGGUUUGGAAUACAGACAAGGAUCCUGAUGCAAUUGGUUCAUCUGAAACAGUGGUGAAUGACAAUAACAUCCCUGAGUGGGCACAACUGCUGGAACCUGUCAGAAAGUUGCCAACAAAUGUGGGAACCAGGAUUAGAAAGUGUAUAUAUGAUGCCUUGGAGAAAGGUCCACCUGAAUGGGCAAAAAAAAUAUUGGAGCAUUCAAUCAGUAAGGAAGUUUAUAAGGGCAAUGCAUCCGGACCUACCAAGAAAGCUGUUCUCUCGGUACUAGCAAAUGUGUGUGGUGAAAAUCUGCAUCAGAAGCCUGACAAGGGAAGAAAAAGGAAGAAUAUUAACACCGUUUCAGAUAUUAUUAUGAAACAAUGUCGUAGUGUGCUACGUCGUGCUGUUGCUGCAGAUGAUGAAAGAGUUUUCUGUAAUUUGCUGGGAACAACACUGUUGAACUCUAAUGAUAAUGAGGAUGAUGGUAUUCUUGGAUCACCUGCCAUGGUAUCUCGCCCUUUGGAUUUUAGAACCAUUGACCUACGACUGGCUGCUGGUGCCUAUGGUGGAUCACAUGAAGCUUUUGUUGAGGAUGUUCGUGAGGUCUGGCAUAACAUACGGACUGCAUAUGGGGACCGGCCUGACUUAAUGCAGUUGGCUGAAACAUUGUCCCAAAAUUUUGAAUCAUUGUAUGAAACAGAGGUUCUCUCCCUUGUCCAGAAGUUUGUAGAAAUUGCAAAUCAAGAAAGUUUGAGUACAGGAGGAGGAAAGGAACUGGAUGAUGUUCUUGCAUCUGUGAAUGAGAUUCCAAAAGCUCCUUGGGAUGAUGGUGUCUGUAAAGUCUGUGGCAUUGACAAGGAUGAUGACAGUGUCCUGCUAUGUGAUACUUGUGACUCAGAGUACCAUACUUACUGCUUAAAUCCUCCACUUGCAAGGAUUCCUGAAGGAAACUGGUAUUGUCCUUCUUGUAUUUCUAAUCAAUGUAAGACCCUAGAUACAUCACAACAUACCCAGAUCAUUAGCCGGUGGCGACAAAAGAGAUAUCAAAGUGAGGAAACCCGCCUUUUUUCAGAGGCAUUGGUUCAUUUAGCAGCUUCAAUGGAAGAAAAAGAGUACUGGGAGUUCAGUGUGGAGGAGAGGGUUUUCUUGCUAAAAUUUUUAUGUGAUGAGGUGCUGAAUUCAGCUGUUGUACGUGAACAUCUUGAGCAAUGUGCUGAUAUGUCAGUAGAUCUGCAGCAGAAAUUGAGAUCUCUUGCUGUAGAAUGGAGAAAUAUUAAGUUCAGAGAAGAAAUUCUGGCUGCCCAAGCUGUAAAAGAAAACAUGAACACACGUAGUGGAGUUGGAGAACCUGGAACGGAAGAAGGGAUAGGCACUGUGCUUGCAAACCAUGGUCAAGGGAAUGGUUUGGGUAACAGAUCCAAUUACAAUACAGCUUUCUCUGGAAAUUCACUUCAGCUAGAAGAUCGUCCUGAGGGGAGUAGACAAAACGAUAUUAAUAAGCCCCCAGGUUGGUUUUAUUCAAAGAGCAUUACAGAGAAAAAGUGUAGUGAUAUUAGAAUUAUAAAGGUUAAACCUGGAGAUACUGGAAGCCACAUCAAAGAUUUCCAUUAUGCCAUGAGUAACAAUCUACAAGGAAAUCCUUUUCCCAGCAUGGUUUCUACUAGAGGAGAUGAACCAAACUUACAAACUAAGCAGCCUCUGUCAACUUGUCAACAACAAGAAACCAAUAACUUGGGUAAAAUGAAUGGUAUUAGUAAUAUGAAUGGAAAGCAUGAGCUGGACACUGAAAGGAAUGGUCAUAUGCUGCCUGUUCCUGAAGUUCUACAAGGAUCUAGUUUUUUAUCUGAUACCAGGAGAAGUCACACGGCUGAACAUUUUCCGAUGCCUGUGAGCUCAGGUGGUACACUUCCUGGCCAUCACUGUAGCAUCCAACCUGAUCCUGAAGAGUCACAAACAUGCAACCUUGAACUGAACUCCCUGAAGAAUGAGAUUUCACUUUUGCAGGACUCCAUUGCCAGUGUAGAAUCACAGUUUCUCAAGGUAUCCAUGCGAAGAGAUUUUUUGGGAAGGGACUCUGCUGGGCGACUCUAUUGGGUUUUAGCAAGGCCUGGUCGACGUCCUUGGUUGGUUGUUGAUGGGAGUGCUGUGGUGCAACAGAAACAAAGAAAAAUGGAAGAACAGUGGGAUUCAUUUGCAAAGAGUUCAACUUUGCGGAAUAAUGUUCCAUACCAAGAUAGUCACCUGAGUUCAAGAGGCACUAAUGGUUCCUGUCCACAUGCAUAUGAACUUAAUGACUUAUUUCACUAUUCCUCUUCCUGGUUUGCCUAUGAAUCUGAUGCUGAAAUUCAGGAACUUAUUGGGUGGUUAAAAGCCAGUGAUCCAAGAGAGAAAGAACUGAAAGAAUCUAUUUUGCAGUGGCAGAGACUAAGGCCUCAAGACUCUCAUCAGUCUGGAAAUCCUAUUCAGAAUGACUCUCAAACUACUCCACCAAAGUCCUUAGAUAGUGAAAAAGCAGCGGCUGUUGAUUGUCUUUUUACCAGGGCUCUUACAUUGCUGGAGAAGAAGUAUGGUCCUUGCCUGGAGCCAGAAACCACUGACAUCCCUAAGAAGCGGGGAAGGAAGGCAAAAGUAGCUUAUGAGGAAAGAAUGUACAGAUGCGAGUGCCUAGAACCUGUAUGGCCUUCUAGACAUCAUUGCCUUCUGUGCCACCAGACUUUUUGCACUAUUGUGGAACUUGAGGGGCAUAAUGACGGAAAAUGCAGUUUGGUAUCAUCUGCCCCUGACAGCAACAAGGAAAAUGAUGAUCUCUUCAAGGGGAAGGGGAUUACAUGGCUGGGUUGCAAUGAGGAAGUGGAUGUUACUGAUCCGUCAAAGAUUAGGAAGUUUGAAAUCAAUUCUAGGCUUAUUAAAUUUCAAAGAAAGGGGGUAGCAUGCCCAUUUGACAUCGAUGACAUCAGUAGAAAGUUUGUCACUACAAACUCUAACAAGGAUUUGGUGCAAGAAAUAGGACUCAUUAGUUCAAAUGGUGUUCCUUCAUUUGUCCCAUCUUCAUCUUCUUAUCUCAGUGAUCCCGCACUAGUGUUAGUCCCUACUCAAAAGGAUGAAGCUGAUCUGGAAGCUGGGCCUGCAGAAAAACAGCAACUGUUUUCAUUUCAAGAGAACAACAUUGCAGCUGAUAUGAACCAUAAUGGGAUUGUCCACAACUCACCAAAAAGAUGUGCUGCUACCGGCAGCAAUGAGGAGCUUCUAAAAACAGAUGGAUCCAUAUCCAAAUGUACUGAUGAUAGAGGUACUCAAUCUUGUUUAAAUAAUAGAACUCUAGACCCUGAGACUGGUCACUGCUGCAUAGUUCCUGAGUCCUCACUGAGGCCGCUGGUGGGAAAAGUUUCUCAAAUUUUAAGGCGCCUUAAGAUCAACUUACUUGACAUGGAUGCUGCUCUCCCUGAAGAGGCUCUCAGACCAUCGAAGGGGCACCUGACAAAGCGAUGUGCCUGGCGUGCAUAUGUUAAAUCUGCAGAGUCCAUAUUUGAGAUAGUUCAAGCAACUAUUGUAUUUGAGGACAUGAUCAAGACAGAGUACUUGAAGAAUGGUUGGUGGUACUGGUCAUCACUAUCUGCUGCAGUCAAAACCUCAACUCUUUCCUCCCUUGCUCUCCGCAUAUACACACUUGACUCUGCCAUUGUGUACCAGAAGGCUCCAUCCAAUUUGGAUCCAACAGACAUUCCUAAGCCAAGCAGCAAACCAGGCAAGAAAAGGAAGGAUAUGGAUGGUUGAUCCCAAAGCAUGCACCUCCUGUUCAUGGGGAAUCUGUCUUAUUCCUUGUGGCAAUGUGAGGCAGCAGAAGGCCCUGCCUGGUACGAUGUAAAGGAAUUCUCCUAGUGCUGGGUCAAAUGGGUAUCGAGGAUAAAGACUGAAGAAAGGAAUUUUCUUACACUGCUGCCUCAUGUUUGUACAUAAAGAGCAAACGGCUAACAAACUAACAUGGAUGCUGGAUCAGAGUUCAUUGAAGUGAUUCCCAUGGGGGAGUUCAGAAGCUGAGGGAAGACGAUGCAUGGGAAUGCUUCUCAUUUUGAAUCGGCUGCCACCACAAAGCCGAGAAUGGUCACUCGGAGGGAAAUGGGAAGAUUUUUUUCCACAAGAACCAGAUCCACGUCCACAUAGGAAGGGAACCAAUGUAAAAAAAGGGGAAAAAGAUGAAGCUGAGCAAGUGCAGUCAAUAUAUUUCAUUCUUUAUAUAUGUUUUGCUCUUACCUCUGGUUUAUUCUUUACCCCCUCA